This is a messenger RNA of Vicia villosa (hairy vetch), 486 nucleotides long. RefSeq lists its product as uncharacterized. The transcript has 5 exons. Bases 1 to 486 code for a protein of 161 amino acids. The record is from RefSeq and is a predicted model, not a curated record. NCBI's taxonomy places the organism in Eukaryota, Viridiplantae, Streptophyta, Magnoliopsida, Fabales, Fabaceae.
AUGAAGGCAGACAUUUUUGGUUAUGAAUACAUGGAAGCAAUUGGUAGAGAGGAUAUGGAUCAAGUUUUUAAACAUUUGGAAUUAUGCCUCGGUGUUAUCGAUACAUACAUCAGAUUUUUGUAUGACAAAGUGACGCGCCCGCGUGGAUUGGAAGAAAGAUUCGCUUUCUUAGGUCCCAACACUGUCAACUUAGGGUUAAUCAUAACAAAACCAGAUGAGGUCAUAGAUGGACACUGGUUAUUGGUUGCGAUUAAUCCUGUAAGAGAAAUUGUAUAUUAUCUGGAUUCGUUAGACAAUGAUUGGACAACAUACCCAAAUUUGAAGAUGACGAUUGAUACCGUUCUACAAGCUUUUCGAUUACAAAGAGAUAUUCAAGUACCAAAGAAUAGAGCCAACAACAUUACAUGGAUCAAAGUACAGUACUUUGACGAAUUUAAGUGUGCUCAUUACUUAAAAGAUCAAUUGGAUGAACUUAUGGAGGAAUAG